AUGGGGUUCUUGAAGAAGAAAAAGGUAGAAGACUCCCCCGAAUGGUCCGUCGACGACGCCAUCGUAAAAAAUAGAGAUGGCAGUGCCAGCGGUGAUUCGUGAGUUUAAACUAUUGCUUCAAGCUCCGCUCUCAAAUUUCUAAAGUUAUACUAUUUAUUUAGAAAAGACAGCAAAGAAAAAGAGCCACCUGCACCGAAAGUGUCAAUAUUCCAAUUAGUGAGCUCGGAUCAAUAUAUUAUUUUGAUCAUCACUUUAAUAUUUUUCAGUUUCGGUACACUAGUGGUUUUGACAAGCUUUUGCUCUUGAUAGGUGCGAUUGUUUCGUGUGGAACCGGUAUUGGACUUCCUAUGAUGUCCAUUAUCAUGGUUUGUUUUUGACAGACUUACAAUUAAAGACGUUGAACUUUUCAGGGAAAUGUCUCGCAAAAUUUCAUCGUCCUCACUAAUCAGUACGCCAUAGCUCAAAUGACACGUAGGAUUUUCCCCAAAACAAGUCAUGAAUAAAUUGAAGUUUAAAAAAAGUAGACCAAAAUUUACGAAAAGAAAUGAGAAUGAGUAAAUUUGUAAUUCAGAAUGAAAAAAAUGAUUUUCUUUACUGUAUGUCAAGAUUGCGCAAGGUGUUUGCAACUGAACGUUUUGAAUCUUCCGCGCAAUUUCAUCCUCUCCUCUUUUUCUUUUGUUCGAAAUAUUUUCAGCUAGAGAUUAUUGUUUUUGUUAUUUUCCACUUUUUUGAAAAGUUUUUUGUCCUGGAAAGUUUUUUUCCCCAUCUCUUUGGUAUAGUGAGUUACUUCAAUAGAACAAUUACUUUUUUGAGAUUUGAUUUCUAUGAGAAUUAGACACAUAAAUAUUACAAUACUUUAAAAUUUUAGAUAACGCUACCCUUGAAAAACAAGCUGAGGAUCAAUUCUCCCAUGACGUCAUUCAGAACUGUCUCAAGUAUGUCUAUCUGGGAUGUGGAGUCUUCCUUGCCGCCAUGAUUCAAGUGGGAAGAAAAUAUUUAUCCUUUUUAUCGGUUUUUUUUUCAGGCUACUUGUUUCUUGACGAUUUGCGAGAACUUGGUCAACCGUCUGAGGCGCGAGUUUUUCAGGUCUAUUCUGCGACAGGAUAUAACCUGGUACGACAAAAACACGUCUGGUACUUUGGCCACGAAACUUUUCGAGUGAGUUUAGGAAUACAAAAUUGAAUAAACAUCAUCUAAUAAUCGAUUCUGCUGUUUCAGCAAUCUCGAAAGAGUGAAAGAAGGAACUGGAGACAAAUUAGGCUUGAUGAUUCAGUUCGUGGCUCAGUUUUUCGGUGGCUUCAUUGUCGCUUUCACUUAUGACUGGAAACUUACUUUGAUUAUGAUGUCACUGGCGCCUUUCAUGAUUAUCUGUGGAGCUUUCAUUGCCAAAGUAAUUCGGGAAAUUAGUGUUAGAAGGGAGAAUGGCCCGGAUUUCAGCUGAUGGCCAGUGCCUCAACCGAAGAAGCGAAGAAGUACGCCGUGGCCGGAGGCCUGGCAGAAGAGGUUCUGACCUCCAUGAGAACAGUUAUUGCUUUCAACGGCCAGAAAUAUGAAUGCAACAGGUUUCAACUUUUUCAUUGUAAAGCGACUAGAAAUCAUUGAUUAAGGUAUGAUGAAGCAUUGCAAGAUGGAAAAGUGACGGGAAUCAAGAAAUCGAUAUACAUUGGGAUGGGCCUUGCUUUGACCUUCCUCAUCAUGUUCUCCUCGUACUGCUUGGCCUUCUGGGUUGGCACCAACUUCGUCGCCGACGGAUCCAUGGAUGGCGGCACCGUCAUGACUGUUUGAUCUGAUUUCCGAAUUUUGCAAGAGUUAUGGGUUCCUAGGUUUUCUUCUCGGUGAUGAUGGGUUCGAUGGCUUUGGGACAAGCAGGACCUCAGUUCGCGGUUCUUGGGACUGCCUUGGGCUCCGCCGCCACACUCUACGAAAUUAUUGAUCGGGUAUUUGCCUUCACUCCCUUAAAAUAUUCAACCGUUUUUAAUUUUUAGGAGCCGGAAAUUGACGCUUAUUCGCAGUUGGGUUCUAAGCCUGAAACCCUCAAAGGCAAGAUAACGGUGAAAAAUCUCCGGUUCAAUUAUCCAACUAGGCCAGAUGUCCCUAUUCUGAAGGUAGGAAUCAACAGAGUAAUGUUAUGAAAUUUCGAUUUGAGGGUCUAUCUUUCACGGCAAAUCCCGGAGAAACGAUCGCUUUGGUCGGCGCCAGCGGCUGCGGCAAAAGUACUAUUAUUCAGCUUUUGCUGCGUUAUUAUAACCCGGAAAGUGGAGAGGUUGAUCAUACAAAAAAUUAUGAAGGAAUGAUCAUAUUUUGUACAGAUCAUGAUAGAUGAUCAUCACAUCCAAGACAUCAACAUCGAGUUUCUGCGUAAUUUUGUGGGCGUCGUUUCUCAAGAGCCAAAUCUCUUCAACACCACAAUCGAGCAGGUUUAAGAGAAAAAAAAAUCCGAUUUCAAAAAUAAUCUCGAAGUUUCAGAACAUUCGAUACGGUCGCGAAGACGUCACCGAACAGGAAAUCACAGCAGCAUUGAGGAAAGCUAACGCCUACAAUUUUGUACAAAACUUCCCAUUGGUACUCUAAUUUUUUUGCCGUUAACUUGAAUGGCCUUUUAGGGGAUCAAAACGUUGGUUGGUGACCGAGGAGCGCAAAUGUCGGGAGGCCAAAAGCAGAGAAUCGCCAUCGCUCGAGCCCUGGUCAGAAAUCCGAAAGUUCUGCUUCUGGACGAAGCGACGAGUGCCCUGGACGCGGAAAGUGAACACGUCGUGCAGCAGGCUCUCGAAAAUGUUGGAUUGUUCGGAAAGUUACUAUAAAUAAAUGGAGUUUCAGGCUUCGAAGGGACGUACAACGAUAGUCAUUGCCCAUCGUCUUUCUACUGUUCGCAACGCAGACAAGAUCAUUGCCAUGAAGGCUGGCGAGGUCAGAGAAGAGCAUUUUUUGAAGGAAACAGCUGGGAAGUCCGAACCAGUACAUAGAAAAAGAGAAUAACUAAACAUAAAAAGAACAUGAACGUCUCUGAUGUGGAGCGCCACAACUCUUUCUCUGACACACACUACUAGAUAACGACGAAAUAGUGUGUGUCAGAGAAAGAGUUGUGGCGCCCAUUUGGCGCUCCAAUUCAGAGAUAAAGAAAAAUAAAUUAUAAUGAUGUAGAUUUUUGUCAGGGUAAAAGAUGAAUAGGAGUAUUGGCCGGUUUAAAACCAGGAAAAUAAAAUUAGAUUAGUUUUCGGAUUUCAGAGGGAUCCGAAAAUCAAUAGGCAUAACCUAGCAUUCUUUUCACUUUGAUAUGAAGAUAACUAAACAGUAAAAUUCUCAAUUCUUGAACAUUUUUCAGGUAGUUGAAGUUGGAACUCACGACGAGCUCAUCGCAAAGAAGGGAUUGUACCACGAACUGGUCAACGCUCAGGUCUUUGCCGAUGUUGAUGAUCCAAGUAGGUUCUCGCUACUAGAUUCUAAAACUUGAAAAAUUCGUAUCGUCGGUACAAUUCUCAAGUUCAGGUGGCCUUCAAAGAAGCACUUCCGUUGCUUCAAGACAACUAUCGCGUCAAGCCUCCGAUAGAGAAACAGUUCGUAUGAAUUUACAAGAGCUGAUUUCAGAACUACGUUUCAGAAGAUGAAGACCCAGUCUUCGGUUGUCGCCAAAACAACCCAAGGAGAAAAUGACGCCAAAAAGCCAGAGCAAGACUUGGAACGCCUCAAGAAAGGUUCUCUUUUGUGGAAUCAUUUUCAAACAGUUUCAUCGCAGAACUGGAAGAGGAAGGGGCGGUCCGCGCCAAUUUGUUCCGCAUUCUGAAGUACGCGAAGCCGGAAUGGAUGUACAUCGUGAUCGCCGUCAUUUCCUCCAUCAUCCAAGGAUGCGUCUUCCCUGCCUUCUCUCUCUUCUUCUCCCAAAUCAUCGAUGUCAGAUCUUCUGUCUCUUCAAAUUAUUAUCUUAUGUUUUCAGGUGUUCUCGCAAACAGAUGUGAACAAACUGAGAACCGACGGCCAUUUCUGGGCGUUGAUGUUCCUCGUUUUGGCAGGAGUCGAAGCGAUCACCAUGUUGGUCCAGGUUGAAGCCUCGAAAGAGUUACAAAAAAAAAGGUUUUUUUUUUCCAGUGUUUCUUCUUCGGUUUGGCCUCGGAAAACUUGACGAUGAGACUUAGAUCGAAGGUUUGUUUUUGCUCAAAGAUUAUUUGAGCUUCAAUUAGACACCUGAAUUGCAAAAAAAAAAACAACUCUGGCAUAUUACAGGUCUAUCGAAACAUUCUGCGCCAAGAUGCGACGUACUUCGACUCGCCAAAGCACUCGCCCGGAAAGAUCACAACUCGCUUGGCCACUGAUGCACCGAAUGUCAAGUACGUCUCUGAUAGUUUUUGGACUAUCCAGCUGCUCGCAGGUCUGCCAUCGACUACCGCUUCGGCUCCGUCUUCAACUCGAUCGUCUCCGUCUGCUGUGGAAUUGGAAUCGCUUUCUACUUCGGAUGGCAAAUGGCUCUUCUGGUUUUUUUCAAAAGCGAGACUUGAAAAAAGAUGAUUUUAGACAAUCGCCAUCUUCCCGUUGGCUGGCGUUGGUCAAGCCAUUCAGAUGAAGUUUUUCUCGGGCAGAGCUUCAGCGGAUGCGAAAGAAAUGGAGAACAGUGGAAAGGUUUGCCGAAAGGAAGUUUGAACAGAGAAACACGGAAAACGGUUGGAGAUUGCGAUGGAAGCUAUAGAGAACAUCCGAACUGUGCAAGCGCUGACUCUGCAGCAGCGGCUCUACGAUCAGUUCUGCUCUCACCUCGACGGUCCUCACAGAACCAACCGCUCAAAGGCCCUGAUCCAGGUUGUUUUCGCCGUCUCUCCAAAGGAUGAAACGAGAGUUUUCAGGGAGUGUCCUACGGAUUCGCCUCUUCUAUCUUUUACUUCCUGUACGCCUCAGCCUUCAGAUUCGGGCUCUUCCUCAUUCUUUCUCCCAAUGUCCGAAUGGAACCUAUUCGUGUUCUUCGGUAGGUUCUUUUUAUAUCCUAGAGACCGAAUCUGAGGUUUUCUUUUAGCUACUGUUAACUAAUGGAAACAAAUUGAAGAUCGUAAGUUCAAAAAAUCUGAAAUCUCAGGAGUGUUUUGGAUUGGAAGUUCCUAUAUUCUCUAGAAAGCCUCGAACGGCUAAAUUAUCAAUCCUCGAAAAAAUAAACUAUUAGGCUUUUUGCGAAACUAGCAUGAACUCCAUAUUAAUAACAUUCAAAAUCUUUAUUUCCAUUGUGUUUCAGUGUCUUGUUCGCGAUUUCUUUCACUUCGGGCAGCAUGGGAUUCGCAAGUGCCUAUUUCCCUGAGUACAUCAAGGCGACUUUCGCUGCCGGCCUCAUCUUCAAAAUGCUCGAAGACGAGCCGCUCAUCGACGGCAUGAGUGACAACGGACAGAAGCCGGCCAUCUCCGGGGAGGUCAAACUCAAUGCUGUCUAUUUCAAGUACCCCGAACGGCCCGAUGUGCCUAUUCUGCAAGGUUUGGACGUUCAUGUAAGUUUAAGGUUCUGGAAAAGAAGAAAGUCCUCUCAUAUUUCAGGUCCGCCCCGGAGAGACUCUCGCUUUGGUGGGACCUAGUGGAUGCGGCAAAUCGACGGUCAUUUCCUUGCUCGAACGCCUCUACGAUCCGAUGGAUGGAGAAGUGGUAAGUCUGUAAAUCUUUUGGCUCUUAGUAGUAGUAGAUUCGCAUUAACCACGGUUCAAGAUAGAUUUUUCAACUCUCGUUUCUAUAGUGAACACGAAAUAGCGGCAGCCAGUUAAGCUUUGAAAAAAUUGUCAAAGUUUUUUUCAGAUGGUGGAUAACAACAAUCUUCGAUUCGUCAACCCAACUCAUCUGCGAAGUCACAUUGCGUUGGUCUCCCAGGAGCCGAUUCUCUUCGACACGUCGAUCCAUGACAACAUCAUCUACGGCCUCAAGCCCGACGAGUACACCGAACAAGAUAUCGUCGAAGCCGCCCAGAAGGCCAACAUCCACGAGUUCGUGAACAGCCUGCCUGACGUCAGUUUGAAGCCAUCGAAGCUGUGACGAUUCAUCGGUUCAGGGUUACAACACGAGGGUCGGAGAGAAAGGAACUCAGCUUUCUGGUGGUCAGAAACAGCGAAUUGCGAUUGCUCGCGCCCUCAUUCGCAAUCCGAAAAUAUUGUUACUCGAUGAGGCGACCAGCGCCUUGGAUACUGAGAGCGAGAAGGUGAGGAUGAACAGACGAAAAUUCUUUUUUUCACAUUGAUCCAAUUCGUUUUAUAAUUUAUUCACCGCAAUUUUACGCCACUGUUCAAUUUCGCAUAAGUUUGCGCAAAAAUGUUCGAAAAAAGUGGAAUAAUGUGACUCAGCUGGUACAAGACGCUCUGGAUGCAGCCUCCCAAGGAAGAACUUGCAUUGUGGUCGCACAUCGGCUGUCUACCGUAGUCAACGCCAAUUGCAUCAUGGUCGUCAAAGACGGCAAAGUCGUUGAGCAAGGUUUGAACUGGCUCAGCGUGUUUCAAAUUGAAAGAAAACUAUCAGAGAAUAAAACGUUUGCAGGAACUCACACUGAAUUGAUGGCUAAACAUGGCGCCUACUGGGCUCUCACGCAAAAGCAAUCUCUCAAAAAUUGA
This is a messenger RNA of Caenorhabditis auriculariae, 6560 nucleotides long. The record is from the annotation of a GenBank genome assembly. Lineage: Eukaryota; Metazoa; Nematoda; Chromadorea; Rhabditida; Rhabditidae.